CAGUGUCAUUUGAAAUGUUGGUUUUGUGUGCUUUAUAUAUGAACUAUUUUUUUCCUCGCACACUAAUAAUAUAAACAAUUUUGACAUUGUCUGCGGCGAGAUUUGACGACAAAGAGAGCUGACAACAGAACCAAAAUGAAUAUGAAAUUACCAGCCUACCUCCAAGAUGAGGUAGAAGACCUAGCUCCCUUCGAUAAUGAUGGCAUUGACUUCUCAGAAUUUGAGUGGAUGGCUGACCAGGAGCUAGAGGAAUUUGACCGAGAGGUUGAGGAGGAGUUUUGGGAGGGUGAGUUUAUUGAGGCGUGUUUUGAGGAGAUGCUUCAAGAAGAGGAGGAGAGGGAAAUGACAUUUUACUCCUCACUAACACACCCUGACCACCCCCAUCAAAUAAUGGAUUGUCCUAACAAGGUUUUCUCUAGCAAAUUAAAUCCAAAUGCACCAGAAUUCAUUCCUAGAAACAUGAAGAAAGGAAAGGCGUAGCCAGUGGUAAGGGGAGAUGACACAUUUCUAAUGGGAAAUGCAUUGAGCCUUACAUGUCUUUCAUGGAGAGAAAAAAAAUCAUACAAAAAAAGGAUACUCCCAACAUUCUUGUAUGACUGCAGUUCUGUAUGUGAUGUGUUAGAAUUUUGCAUGUUCAUCAAAUUUUGUUGAAGUUUCAUAUUGAUACACAUUUGUAAAAGGUUUUCCAUGAGAAUGACGGAGAAAUAUGACCAGUAUGUUUUGUUUCAUGUAUUUGAAAGUGCUAUAUGUAUGUUGGUGCACCAUUGAGACUGUGUUAAGUAUGUGUUUUGAACACAUCUAUAAGAUAUGCUCUUGUUUGUUUUUUUAUAUGGUAAAUUCACGUGGCUAGAGUUGUCUUUCUUGUACUGACUUUUGUACACUAUAAGUCCAUAAUUUGCUUUAAUAGUGCAUGCCAUUUUUAAUGAUAUUAAGAAAUUACACCACUGUAACUCGAAACAAAAAUGGUCCUGUUUAAGAUUAACCUUCUGAAAGUUAUACUGGAUUUUAUUUUAUUAAUUAUUUGUCCUAAUAUUAUAUUUUACAAUUUUAAAAAAGGAAAAUAGAAUUUUUGUGGGCUUAAGUACAGUUGACAAUGUAGUAACUACAGACACAGUGUUUCAUACCUAGGUACUAGUAAGAGAGAGGCUGCACAUUUGUACUCCACAAAGGUUGUUACUGUUCUGUUUAUAGUCGGGUCUAUAUUAAGGCGGAAUAACACAUCGUCAUAAACAAAAGUAUGCCAUUGAUGCAAAAAUAAAUUCAGAAUCAAAUUUUUUUCCUCAUGCACAUUCUUUGUCGGGGCAAUGGUUAAGUCUUUGAUUUUAAGGUUGUGUGUUCGAGUCCUACAGGGGGUUUACAUAUUUUCCUGAAUGUUUUAUAUUAGAUUUCAUUUGCAAAUUGCAAGUUUUUAAAGUAUAAGGCAAAAUUUAAAAUUUCCGAAAGCUUUUUAGUAAGACAGGUAUUGUUUUAUUUGGUUGUGAUGAGGGUGUUAUACCGUCUUAAUUAUGAAAGAAAACGAACUUACAUGGUACACAUUGUAAUUGGUUUUCAUUCAAACAUUAGUGCAUUCUGUGGGAAGGUUGCUUCUAACGUAUUAAUUUUUUUAAGCAAUGUAUUGAUUUUACUGUGAAACUUAAGUUGUACAGUACAGAUCUAAACUUGAGGAUUUCCCCCAUGUAAGUCUUUUUAUUCCCUCACUCUUCUUUGAAUGUAUUUUAAAGUGUCAAAUAUAUGAAAAAUAAUUUUUACAAGCAUUAAUAAGCAAUGCUGUUCUAACAUUGUCAUUUCCAGACCUGAAUCAAAGUAGGCUUUUCUCAUCAAAGUUUUUCCAUUGUUGUUAUUGAAGUGAACUUUCGACUUAUUUUCAACUUCUUUACAAGAUCCGUCGGGCAUUUUUCAACCGAACUAGCACAAAAUAUACCUGGCUCAAGAGUUUUGAAAUUUGUUGAAAUGAAGGGUCAUGGUCCUCCCCAAGGGGAAAUAACUGAGUAAUAGGGUGGAACACAAGAACCAAUGGAACAGAAAGGCCGGAACUUACUAGAAAACUAAUGUAAUUUUAAGAUUGAAGUUUGUACAGGAAACACAAUAGAGGAAUAGAUCAGAAAUUCUUUCAAAAUCUCAAGCAACACACGGGUACAUAUUGUCAAAUUGAUAUUGUAGUUUGUUCAUACCAUGACUCCCAGGGUGGGUCACGAUAAGGGUUUAAAGGGUCCACAAUAGGAGUUUAAGGAUUGGCAUUAUAAGGUAUUUAAGACUUCUUGAAUAAAUCUUCAGAAUAUUCUUCUCAAGAACCACAAAUGUACUAAUUGUCUAAUGUUAAAGUUUCAAGCAUCCCCAUGUAGUGUAGGUUCAAUAUUGUCCCCCAAGGUGGGACCAAAUUAAAAUUUUACUAUAGUAUACAUAAAUCUUCUUGUCAAGACGUUUACACUAUGUUGAUUUUAGAAUAUGUAAAAAUCCACGCAGAAUAGGGUGUCAUAUUAGGAUUUUUAAGUUUUACUCAGAAUUUUAUUAGAUAAUUCUCUCGGAACCUUUUUUCAAUUAACCACAUGGAUAAGAUCUGUCAAUAAACAUGCAAACAUUCUCAUUCAGUAUUGAUUCAUAUGUGUUCACAUUCAACCAUUGGGGGGGGGGGUGGAGCAGGGCCACAAUAGGGGAUCAGAGAAUCACAUGGGAAUGUUUAGAAAAAUUGGAAAUACAUAAGCACAAUUAAGACCAUGUCACUUGGGAGCAAUUUGGGAACACAGUAUAAUUCAUAGGGAAAUUUCAAACCAAUCAGGUGAGCAAUGUGAUUUGUAGGCCUCUUAUUAAUCCCUUAUUGCUUUCUUCCUCUGUAAUUUUGUAGAGAGUGCUCAUAGAACACUGCUACUGUUCUGUUUACAUGACUCAUGACAAUGUCUCGCCUGAUCACAAUAGAUCCCUUGUACUGAGUGCUAUACAUGUAUAUAGGAGUCGGGAGUAUAAUUUUUGGGGUUUUUCCAGUUUAAAACUGUCGACUUCAUUUCAGGUAUAAUGAAUUAUGUAUCUUUUAUUUUAAGAUGAUUUCAUGAGAAUAUAUUUCAUUAAUUUUUCAUUGUUAUAAUUUUUUCUGCUUCUUUGUUUUCGUGUUUACAAAAUCACAUGGUGCCAACUACUAGGAUCUUUUUUAUAAUAAAGUUUUGCUGAAAAGAAAA
Messenger RNA from Ostrea edulis (European flat oyster), 3170 nucleotides. RefSeq names its product polyadenylate-binding protein-interacting protein 2-like. The transcript is spliced from 4 exons. Bases 136 to 480 code for a protein of 114 amino acids. Gene Ontology annotation, molecular function: mRNA regulatory element binding translation repressor activity. Lineage: Eukaryota; Metazoa; Mollusca; Bivalvia; Ostreida; Ostreidae. Gene Ontology annotation, cellular component: cytoplasm. The record is from RefSeq and is a predicted model, not a curated record. Gene Ontology annotation, biological process: negative regulation of translational initiation.